AUGACGACCAUCAAUCGAGUCCUCAUUUUUGACAGCAACAAAGCGGAGCUGAUUGUGGACUACAACAAGGACAGCGUGGAUGUGGAUGUACACAAAAUAAUUCACAAAAUACCUCCAAAUAACUCGAAAUUGAGUUACUUGUAUGGGGAUUAUUUGGUGAAUUAUGAGUCUGUGGACGGGAUCAUAUAUCUGGUUAUAACGCACAAAGACUUUGAUAGACAGAAAUCAUUCGGUUUUAUAAGCAAAUUACAGCAUUUGGAUGACUUGAGUGAUGAUAGCGUUGCGAGCCUUCUAAACACUCCAACGCAUCAGCUACACUCGAAUAUAAAUCAAGUAAAGCAAGUCAUGAUCGACAACGUCGACCAGAUCAUCAGUCGUGGUGACAGAAUCGAUAAUCUCGUCGACAGGACUAAUGACAUGUCUUCUCAAGCUUUUGCGUUUAGAAAGAGGUCCACGAUGCUGAGGAGACAGAUGUGGUAUAAGAACAAGCGUAUCCAGCUGCUUACUGGGUUUGUUGGUGUUGUAAGUGGAUUUUUCACAUCUGAGUCAACUCUAAUCAAACACCAAGCUGAUGCUCUAUUUAUUCACGUCCACGUUCUGUGGGCUUUCAUUGACACACUGCUAGCGUUGCUGGUGUUUAUACUUGCACCUAAUUGUACAAUACCUUCCUUCAACUUGAACAUCAUUUCGACGUAUAAGUUGGCUAAAUUGACUGGUUCGUGUUUGUUGAGAGGAUCGCAGCUGAGAAUGAAUUUCAUUACUUCUCCCUCACAAACGACUCCAAAGAGACUUAAUCCGCUCAGGCUACACACCUCACUCCCAACGCUCUCUCCUACCGAACAGGGCAAGCGUAUAGCUGCAUAUGCCGCUGUGGAUGCCAACGUCAGCUUGGAUUCGAGGGUAAUAGGCAUAGGCUCUGGCAGCACUGUCCCGUAUGUCAUAGAGAGGAUCGUCCAGCAAGGAGAAGCCAACGUGCAGCGGGUGUUUAUUCCAACCGGCUUCCAAUCGAAACAACUUAUCGUGCAAAACGACCUCGUUCUCGGCGACGUCGACCAAUACCCCGCGAUAGACGUGACACUCGACGGUGCCGAUGAGGUGGACGGCAACCUCAACGCUUUGAAGGGCGGCGGUGCUUGUCACCUGCGGGAGAAGGUACUGGCGGAGGCCGCCAAUAUCUUCGUCAUCGUCGCCGACGAGCGCAAGAACAGCAAACUGCUCGGAACGACUUGGACGCAAGGUGUGCCUAUCGAAGUAGCCCCGUUCGCGUAUGCGAAAGUGCUGCAGAAUGUGCAAAAACUAGGCGCUAUGCGGCCCACUCUGCGGAUGGGGGUGAGAAAGGCAGGACCCGUGGUAACUGAUAAUGCAAACUUUGUCAUAGAUGCGCCGUUCAGCGAGAGCUACUACCGCGAUCCCAAGGAACUGCUUAUGCGGAUCAAGAUGCUGACAGGUGUGGUGGAAGUGGGGUUGUUUUGCGGGAUGGCUAAAGCUGCUUACUUCGGCUACUCGAAUGGCUCAGUACUCAUCCGCUCCGCUGAUGGCACCGUUUGCGAGCAGGCCAGUACGCGCGAAACCACACACAACGUCUACCCGAGAGCACUUGAGAAAGACCGCCACGAGAGUCGCAAUGGACUGCAGAACGUUACCAAGAAGCAGGGCGCUGGUCCGCAUGCCUGGGGCACCUACGACGAAGAAAUCAAUCACUAUGAGCUGGGCGUGAAAGACACGCUGGUUGGGCUGCGCAUGCGCAAUCCACACGCUGCAGAGAACUCAGAUACGCGUCACCAACGCCGCACUUCCAAUGUCUCAGUUGAAGAUCGCGAUAAUGCAAGAAAGGAGCGUUUGUCGUUGGGUAACGAUAUCACUGACCUCUCCGCUAUCGCUCGUUCAUCUGCUGCUGGGAGCGUGAAUGCGAAUGCGAAUGGAGACGCUCUUGUCGAUGCUCAUGUGGAGUGA
Wallemia ichthyophaga EXF-994 is the source of this 1953-nucleotide messenger RNA. Its product is annotated as Ribose-5-phosphate isomerase. Gene Ontology annotation, biological process: pentose-phosphate shunt, non-oxidative branch; D-ribose metabolic process. The transcript has 11 exons. NCBI's taxonomy places the organism in Eukaryota, Fungi, Basidiomycota, Wallemiomycetes, Wallemiales, Wallemiaceae. Gene Ontology annotation, molecular function: ribose-5-phosphate isomerase activity. The record is from RefSeq and is a predicted model, not a curated record. The coding region runs from base 1 to 1953 and encodes 650 amino acids. Gene Ontology annotation, cellular component: intracellular membrane-bounded organelle.